This is a messenger RNA of Balaenoptera acutorostrata (minke whale), 1951 nucleotides long. RefSeq names its product cAMP responsive element modulator (gene CREM). The transcript has 10 exons. Gene Ontology annotation, cellular component: nucleus; ATF4-CREB1 transcription factor complex. Lineage: Eukaryota; Metazoa; Chordata; Mammalia; Artiodactyla; Balaenopteridae. Gene Ontology annotation, molecular function: DNA-binding transcription factor activity, RNA polymerase II-specific; protein binding; RNA polymerase II cis-regulatory region sequence-specific DNA binding. Gene Ontology annotation, biological process: regulation of transcription by RNA polymerase II. The record is from RefSeq and is a predicted model, not a curated record. The coding region runs from base 183 to 1265 and encodes 360 amino acids.
AGGCCGCGGUGGCCGCAUCAGUGCUGACGUGGGGCGACGUGGGCCGGCGCCGGUCCCGGUGGGGCUCGUCGUCCCACCUCCUCGCGUCCGUAAGCAGUGACGAGGCCCGCUACGUAAAUCGCUUCGCGGCGGGGUAAAGAAGAAAACGAAGGAGCAAAGCAUUGAUUACAAAUGUCUUAAUAAUGAGCAAAUGUGGCAGGAAAAAAUAUAUUAAAACAAAUCUAAGACAAAUGACCAUGGAAACAAUUGACUCUCAGCAGGAUGGAAGUAUACCAGAUUCUGUGGCAGAGAGCGAAUCUGCUCACAUGCAGACGCAGACUGGUCAAAAUUCAAUCCCCACUUUAGCUCAGGUUUCUGUAGCUGGGUCAGGCACCGGAAGAGGCUCCCCAGCUGUAACUCUAGUACAGUUACCUUCAGGCCAAACUGUACAUGUCCAGGGAGUAUUUCAGACACCACAGCCGUCGGUUAUUCAGUCACCACAAAUACAAGCUAUUCAGGUAGCAACAAUUGCAGAGACAGAUGAGUCUGCAGAAUCAGAAAGAGUAAUUGAUUUUCAUAAACGCAGAGAAAUCCUUUCACGAAGACCCUCUUACCGAAAAAUACUGAAUGAACUUUCCUCUGAUGUGCCUGGUGUUCCCAAGAUUGAAGAAGAAAAAUCCGAGGAAGAAGGAACGUCACCGAAUAUCGCUGCCAUGGCUUUGCCGACUAGCAUAUAUCAGACUAGCACGGGGCAAUACAUUGCUAUAGCCCAAGGUGGAACAAUCCAGAUUUCUAACCCAGGAUCUGAUGGUGUUCAGGGACUGCAGGCAUUAACAAUGACAAAUUCAGGAGCUCCUCCGCCAGGUGCUACAAUUGUACAGUACGCAGCACAGUCAGCAGAUGGCACACAGCAGUUCUUUGUCCCAGGCAGCCAGGUGGUGGUUCAAGAUGAGGAAACUGAACUUGCCCCAAGUCACAUGGCUGCCACCACUGGUGACAUGCCGACUUACCAGAUCCGAGCUCCGACCACUGCUUUGCCGCAGGGAGUAAUGAUGGCUGCCUCGCCGGGAAGCCUGCACAGUCCCCAGCAACUAGCAGAGGAAGCAACACGCAAACGAGAGCUGAGGCUAAUGAAAAAUAGGGAAGCUGCUAAAGAAUGUCGACGUCGAAAGAAAGAAUAUGUCAAAUGUCUGGAGAGUCGAGUUGCAGUGCUGGAAGUUCAGAACAAGAAGCUCAUAGAGGAACUGGAAACCUUGAAAGACAUUUGCUCUCCUAAAACAGAUUAGUAGAAAUAUUUAACUAUGAACUGAUUGCAAUAUGUACAGUUGCUUUUGAAGGCAAUACAAUAUAAAGCCGGCAAGAAUUAUGGCUUUUUUUUCCCCUUUAUCAUUCAUCGUAUUUUCUAAUCUCUUAACAUUCCCAAACUGCUUCACUGUACGUAGUUAACUCUUAGCUGUAACUUCAAUUUUUUAAAAGAGGAAAACUGUAAAAAAAAAAAAGGUAUGUAACAAAUUCUUAAAAUGCAACAUUUGUAAGGCUUGUUCCAGUGCCACAUAUUUGCAGUUCCUGAUCUCUGUGUCAUGAACAGUGUCCUAUGCAAUAAAAAUUUUUUGCAGGUCUUUAAAAAUCAUUUUAGGAAAGGAUGAUCAAAGAUAAUGCAUCCAGCAGUACGAUAAAAGUAAACCACAAAAAAUACCUCAGGAAAGAACUAAAAGAAAGAAAGAAUUGAAAGAAUCUAAUGACAUGCCUAUGUGAAAAUAAUAGCCUAUAAAUGAAUUUAUGGCAUUUGCAGAUUUUUAUAUUGGUUGCUUUGUAAAGAAAAUAUUGUAUUGCUGUCCUUGAAUGCCAUAGUUGAAGAGAGUUUUUAAUAGAACCAUGUUGGUUACACUUUGUAGCGUUUGGUGCUCAUUUAACUAUCUGAACAUAUACUACAGUUUUUACUCUAUUGUGUAACAUAAAAGAUCUUGCAGAA